Molecule: messenger RNA, 819 nt
Organism: Quercus robur (English oak)
Lineage: Eukaryota; Viridiplantae; Streptophyta; Magnoliopsida; Fagales; Fagaceae
Exons: 1
Coding region: 179-511 (110 amino acids)
Biological process (GO): endoplasmic reticulum to Golgi vesicle-mediated transport; intracellular protein transport
Cellular component (GO): endoplasmic reticulum membrane; endoplasmic reticulum
Source: RefSeq, a predicted model, not a curated record
UUGACCAAAAUACAGCGAGCAAUAAGCUGAUUGUAAAUUUUCCUUCAUUAGCAAGAAAUGCUUCUCUUGCGGUAAUGUAUGCUUUAAUUUCCUUUCAGAUUGGUCCGACCAGUGUUUUCUGAAAGCCUGAAUUUGAUUUGCAGGUUUUACCCUAUUUCUUGGAUUCAUAAUUGACCGUAUGCAUCACUAUCUCCAAAAGCUUAUUGGAUUGAGGAGUAGCGUGGGAGCUUCAAAAGAGGAAGUUGAAAGGCUUCAGAAGGAAAAGACGGAACUUAAAGAAAAAGAAGAGAAAGCUUCCAAGGAGAUAAAGCGGCUGCAAGAAGAAAUAGCUUCUCUAUCAGAGAAUUUGAAGAAGGUGAAGCUAGAAUCUGAAGAGAAAGAUAAGAGAGUUGAAUCUGCUGAAAGCCAUGUUGCUGCCCUUCAAAAACAAGCCGCAGACCUACUUCUUGAAUACGACCGUCUAUUAGAAGACAACCAAAAUCUUCAGACUCAGGCUAUGGGAUAUAGAUAGGACUUAAUUCUAAAAGACACCAAGGUUUAGUCUUGGUAGUUAAUUUUGGUCACUAGUAACGUUGAUGAAAAUCCCAUGUUUCAAUGAAAUGGUCUUUAUUUAUUCGGCCCUGCCAUUGGGGAAAGUGGAUGGAAUAGGUUUGUUUUUUGGUCCACUGCUAUUGAAAUUUUAGUUAGUCCACCUCAAUGUUGUUCUAGUUGAUAGCCACUAUUCUUCUCUUUCAGUUUUCUGGAACAGAUAUCAUAAUUUUGUUGACUAAUUUUUUCUGUGAGAUAAAUGUUACUAGUCUGAGGUUUCGUUAUGUAUCA